Molecule: messenger RNA, 903 nt
Organism: Closterium sp. NIES-67
Lineage: Eukaryota; Viridiplantae; Streptophyta; Zygnematophyceae; Desmidiales; Closteriaceae
Source: the annotation of a GenBank genome assembly
GCCCUGAUCGUGAAAGUACAUACACAGUUGGGGCACUAUGCCGUGGAACGGACCGUACAGAUGCUGCAGACCAUGUACUGGUGGGCGGGCCUGAGAAGAGAAGUGAAGGAAGUGCUGGCCAGAUGUGAGCCAUGCAGCCAGAGCAAGGCAAAGCUGGAGCGAACCAAGGCAGAGCUGCAGUCUCUACCCAUCGGUUCAAUCGGGUAUCGCUGGUCCUUAGACAUGGUGGGGGAAAUGCCGCUAUCUCGGCGAGGCAAGCAAUACAUUCCGUGAUGAUCGAGCUCACGAGCAAGUGGAUAGAGGUGGCAGCACUGGCAUGGAAGACAGCAGCAGCAGUGGCAAAGGCUUUCACCCAGCAAGUCGUAACCAGGUCGGCGCAUGUGGGGAAGUUCUGACGGACAAGGGUGGAGAAUUUGCGGGAGAAUUCCACGGCCUGCUGCAAGAGGUGGGCAUCACCCAGCGGCGGACUUCACGGUACCAUCCCCGGGCUGAUGGCCUGACAGAGUGAAUGGUCCAGACUCUGAAGAUGGGCCUGAGGAAGUACUGCAAGGAGGAAGAGCAAAGGGAGUGGGACCAACAUCUGCCGUGGGUGGCGGCGGGGUAUCGCUUCAGCAAACAGCAGGCUCUGAAGGAUUAUUCCCCGUACUAUCUGGUUUUCGGGAAGGAGCCAGUGCUGCCGGUGGACGCUCCACUGAUAAUGGUGCACGGAAGGAAGGAGUAGGUGGAGGACCUAGGCAUGGGACUGAGCUGCAAAUUGGGGAUGAGGUGUACCUGAAGGAGCCGCGGCAUAAUACGCUGGAGUGUGGCCUGAGUAAGCAGCGGUGGGUCGUGCGCAGGAAGGAGGAGUCGGGGGUCCUGACACUACAGAAUGCGCCAGGGAGGUCGGUUCAGGAUCAUGUGACG